GGCAUUAUUUACCGGAACACAUAUCCUGACAGCUGAUUUUAGUUGCGAAGACGUGUACUUUCUGAACGUAUUUAGUCGUCUUGCUAGUUUUCCGCCUUUUUCUUUAGAAAUCUGUUUUCCUCCCGUGUUGUGUGGGGACACUUGUCAGACUUUAAUGGCGACGGUGGAGGAGCUGAAGCUGCGGGUGAGGGAGUUAGAGAAUGAAUUGAUAAAGUGUAAGCAGAAGCAGUGUGCGGCGGAGGAUGCUCAGAGCCAGGAACUUUACAGACCCAAGAUUGACAAGAUGAGCGCCGAAGUCGUGGAUUCAAACCCAUACAGUCGGCUGAUGGCGUUGAAGAGAAUGGGUGUCGUGGAUGAUUAUGAGAAAAUCCGGACAUUUACAGUUGCUGUGGUUGGUGUUGGUGGAGUCGGCAGCGUGACUGCUGAAAUGCUCACGAGAUGUGGCAUUGGUAAGUUGCUCCUCUUUGACUACGAUAAAGUAGAGCUGGCCAACAUGAACAGACUGUUUUUCCAGCCUCAUCAAGCAGGCCUCAGUAAGGUGGAAGCUGCAGAACACACACUCAGGAGCAUCAACCCAGAUGUGUCAUUUGAGACCCACAACUACAACAUCACCACAGUGGAAAAUUUUACACAUUUCAUGGACCGUAUCAGUCAUGGAGGGCUGGAAGAAGGGAAGCCAGUGGAUUUAGUCCUGAGCUGUGUUGACAAUUUUGAGGCAAGAAUGGCCAUUAACACAGCCUGCAAUGAACUUGGUCAGAUUUGGAUGGAGUCUGGUGUGAGUGAGAACGCAGUUUCAGGACACAUCCAGCUCAUCAUUCCUGGAGAGACGGCAUGUUUUGCUUGUGCUCCUCCUCUGGUGGUGGCAGCAAACAUUGAUGAGAAGACCCUGAAAAGAGAGGGCGUGUGUGCCGCCAGCUUACCAACAACGAUGGGUGUGGUCGCAGGCAUCCUGGUGCAAAACGUGCUCAAGUACUUGUUGAAGUUCGGGACUGUCAGCUAUUAUCUUGGCUAUAACGCCAUGCAGGACUUCUUUCCAAGCAUGGCCAUGAAAGCAAACCCUCAGUGUAAUGACCGCCACUGCAGGAGACAGCAGGAAGAAUAUAAGAUAAAAGAAGCAGAGCGGCCAAAAGUUGAAGUUGUACAAGAAGAGGAAGCAGUCAUACAUGAGGACAAUGAGUGGGGUAUUGAAAUAGUAUCAGAGGUGACGGACGCAGAGUUACAGGCUGCAUCAGGCACUGUGCCAGAUCUCCCAGAAGGCAUUACUGUGGCUUACACCAUUCCAGCUGAGAAUGCAGCAAGUGGCGACACAGUGGAAGAAACCGAACAGAGCUUGGAGGAGUUGAUGGCUCAGAUGAGAAAGUUGUAAGCGGCUGCCUGCUCAGUUUUAGACAUGCUGUUUCUCAUGUCUGUUCCAUUUCUUUCUUUAACAAGCACCCCCGUGAAAAAAGUCAGAAAUUUUUUAACAGCUAAAGCCUGGAAAUGCAUGACAAAUGCUGCUAAAACAUUGCAGAAGAAUCAAAUGUAUCAUUUGUUGAUGUACAGGGAAUUUGUUAGCACUUGGAACUGGUUCAGUCUCCAAUCAAAUGUCUUAAACCUAGAAUUAUAUCACUGUUAGUGCAUUAACAUGUAUCACAAUGUGUAUUUUCUAUGGUUUAAUCAGUUAAUGCGUGUUAACUCCAAUGUAUGGUUUGUCAUUCCAUCAGCUUUAUGUAAAAAUCUGCUGCAACAGUACAAAAGAACAAUGUUUACAUUGU
Cheilinus undulatus (humphead wrasse) is the source of this 1754-nucleotide messenger RNA. It is a transcript of the gene uba5, whose product is annotated as ubiquitin-like modifier activating enzyme 5. Gene Ontology annotation, biological process: protein ufmylation. Gene Ontology annotation, cellular component: cytosol; cytoplasm. The record is from RefSeq and is a predicted model, not a curated record. Bases 155 to 1366 code for a protein of 403 amino acids. Gene Ontology annotation, molecular function: UFM1 activating enzyme activity. The transcript has 12 exons. Lineage: Eukaryota; Metazoa; Chordata; Actinopteri; Labriformes; Labridae.